Molecule: messenger RNA, 2509 nt
Organism: Phragmites australis (common reed)
Lineage: Eukaryota; Viridiplantae; Streptophyta; Magnoliopsida; Poales; Poaceae
Product: KH domain-containing protein At4g18375-like
Exons: 8
Coding region: 320-2215 (631 amino acids)
Biological process (GO): regulation of gene expression
Cellular component (GO): cytoplasm; nucleus
Molecular function (GO): mRNA binding
Source: RefSeq, a predicted model, not a curated record
CAAUUUUAUUUUUCCUCAACAUAUCGGGGCGUUGCUUCGGCCGCGUGUCGCCUUGCUUGUGACCUAAGCGACGAGCCGGCGACGCCGGGUGCUGAAGGAGUCGGCAGCGCUGGGAGGCGACGAGGGAUCGACUGCACCCGUCGUUGGAGCAAGGACGCGGAGGAGCGAUUACUCCGACCAACUGGGUUGGGGACGGAAGCCCCGCUCCAUCGUCGCCGUCGAGCCGAGCCAGCCACGGCCCCCCUCGAAUCCCGACGACAUCCUCCACUCCACGGUCGAGUUCAUCCUAUCCAGCUGCAAUUCGAGAGUUAGCUAAAUCAUGAGGCAGCAGACUGGUAAACGUACCCGCCAACACAGGGACUAUGACAGAGAGGAAAGGAAGGACCAAAAGAAGAGGCCAUUUUCCCAUGCCCAGGAAAGCUCUAAUAAUGAUGAAUUGGUUGUUUACCGUAUACUCUGUCCAGACAGUGCCAUUGGUAGUGUAAUAGGAAAGAAUGGCAAUGUGAUAAAUGCUAUCCGGCAACAGACAAAUGCCAAAGUCAAGGUUGUUGACCCUUACCCCGGUUCAGACAAAAGGGUUAUCUUGGUAUAUUGCUAUGUCAAGCAUAGAGACCUGGAUGCUGAUGAGGGUGAUGACAAUGAGCCUGUUUGCGCAGCUCAAGAUGCAUUACUUAGGGUGCAGAAUGCAAUUGUUGAUGCAUUAGAUACGUUAAAUAAGAAUCAUAGAGACUCUGAUAAGAAGAACACAGAAGAAGCAAGCAUCCUUGUACCAGCUAGUCAGGCUGCAAGUAUUAUUGGAAAAUCUGGUGUUGUCAUCAAAUAUCUUCGAUCAACAUCAAGAGCAUUCAUUAAAGUGAGCCCAAAAGAUCCAAACGAUGUUACACACUCAUGUGCUAUGAGUUUUGAUAAUUUUGUUCAGAUAACGGGUGGUGCUGAAGCUGUUAGAAAGGCACUGUUCGGAAUUUCAACCAUCAUCUACAAGUACCCAUCUAAAGAGAACAUUUCUCUUGAAACUUCUGUUUCUGACCUUACUUCAAACAUUAUAGUUCCUUCAGAACUUCCUGUCUAUCCAGCUAGUAACUUCUACUCAUCCCCAGAUGCUGUUUCUGGACAUCCAAGUCUAUCCAUCUUAGGGUCAACACCUCAUGUACCUGAACUUACUCUGCCUGCUGAUGCUCAUGGCAGACUUCCUAUUUAUCAAUCUUUUCUUCCAAUUGUUCCUACUUAUAGUACCCCAAAAUGUUCAGGAGAGCUAGUUUUCCGUGUAUUAUGCCCUGGUGACAAGAUUGGGUUGGUUAUUGGUAGAGGUGGAGGGACCAUAAAGAGUAUAAGGCAAGAGAGUGGUGCAAGGAUAGAUGUUGAUGAUGCCAAGACUGGCAAGGAGGAAAGUAUAAUCACCAUUACAUCCACUGAGGCCAUCGAUGAUGUUAAGUCUGCAGCUGUGGAAGCUGUUUUGCUGCUUCAAUCAAAGAUCAACGAUUAUGAUGAAGAUAGAAUGAAUCUUCGCCUUCUUAUCCCAACUAAAGUUAUAGGCUGUCUUAUUGGCAAAGGUGGUUCAAUAGUCAAUGACAUGCGGAAGAAGACUAAGGCAGACAUCCGCAUAUCGAAGGGCGAUAAACCCCGGAGGGCAUCUUCCAGUGAUGAGCUUGUUGAGGUAUUCGGAGAAGCAGACAAGCUGCGUGAUGCUCUUGUACAAAUAGUUUUAAGACUUAGGGAAGAUGUUCUGAAAGACAGGGUGGACAGCCAAAAUUCUGACAGGGAUGGCAAGCUAACUGUUGCCACCACUGAUUCCUUAUAUGGAAGCAGUCUUUCUUUGCCUGCUCUAUUACCGUACAGCCAACAAGUCAGUCCCUUGGGCUAUGAUCGAAGGGUUGAAACUGAGCGAGGUCUGGAAGUAUUCCCUCGUAGCAGUUCGUAUGGGUAUAGCUCCUUGCAGGUCGCAGAUGAGGGCUAUGGAGGACUUCCGUCAUAUACAUCAAAAUCAUAUGAAAGACGUCUUCCACAUGUGGAAAUGACUAUUCCUGCUAGUGGCCUGUCAAAAGUAAUGGGAAAACGUGGCACAAACUUGGACAAUAUUAGAAAGAUUUCUGGAGCUCACAUUGAAAUUAUUGAAUCAAAAUCAUCCCGUCAUGACCAUGUUGCUCACAUAUCUGGCACCUCUGAGCAGAGGCAAUCAGCUGAGAAUUUGAUCAAAGCUUUCAUAAUGUCUACUUAAGAUUCCUUUUGCACAGUUUGAGAAGGCUGUAGCUUAUCUCUUUAAUCUGUCUCUUCUGACUUCUCCUGCCACCCGUAAUUUCCCUUGGUUUGUGGCGAACAUCAAAUGCAGCGUUUCCUCUACCUGUUCCAAGUAUCAUGCUUACCUGAGGGGGGGGGGGGGGUACUCCAGUAUUGGACAAAGCACUCUAUGUUCCUUAGAUUCUCAACCGUUACCUGCUUGUAUUGGCAUGUUCGUCGUAAUUUGGAUGUCUUACUUGUUAAUCUCAAUGACUGGUUCACUUGUUGCUUAUCA